AUGAGCCCUUCCAAUAACUCGACUUCCCAAUCUCAACGCACGACUUGCUUUCCCCAUCGACGACCCUCCAAAAGCAUGUCUUUGAAUGUUACUCGUGGUACAAAUGGGUUGCUACUUGUACGUAGCUAUCCAAUGAAGCACUCUAAACGCGCUUACCGUCGUACUCUAACACGCUAUCCUACUCCUCCGGCAAGUGAAAAUAAAGAGAACAUUUCAACAGUAUCCAAGGCGUCCUCUGUUAAUUCUGUAAAACGAGCUCUAGCAGUAUCGGAAAUCAUGAAUGAAACCACCGUACUAGAUCUGUUUCAUAUUCCUACCCUGGAUACGGCCCAGGAUAUCACGCGUCGCGUAAAUAAUGAAUUACGUUGACUUGUAAACAAACAAAGCAGAAAAUUCAAUUUCUGUAUAGGAUCUUGUCUUUCGUUUGUUUUUUAAUUGUUUUGUCGUCUUUUUAAAUUAAUCUUAUCAUUGGUUUCUAUAAUGUUGUUAUUAUAAUGCUUUCAAGUUGAAAUGGAAUUUAUUUCAUGGUUUCGACGAAAGAUCCUUUUUCCGUUUCUCAUUCACUGACUCGCUCACUUUCUUUUCGUUUUAAAAACAAAGUUCCGUUUUCUCUUCUUCCUACCUUACCAAAGGAACAAUUGUUUUCCUCACGAAUCUUUCCCUGUUCAUUUCUUUUUUGUAUAGGUCAUUCUUUUCUUUUGUUAUUCAUUCCCUUCCCGCGUCUAUCUUUUCAACUAUAUAUCAU
This is a messenger RNA of Schizosaccharomyces cryophilus OY26, 745 nucleotides long. Its product is annotated as S-adenosylmethionine-dependent methyltransferase. The record is from RefSeq and is a predicted model, not a curated record. Bases 1 to 369 code for a protein of 122 amino acids. NCBI's taxonomy places the organism in Eukaryota, Fungi, Ascomycota, Schizosaccharomycetes, Schizosaccharomycetales, Schizosaccharomycetaceae. The transcript has a single exon.